Talaromyces stipitatus ATCC 10500 is the source of this 846-nucleotide messenger RNA. Its product is annotated as 3-isopropylmalate dehydrogenase, putative. The record is from RefSeq and is a predicted model, not a curated record. The transcript is spliced from 4 exons. NCBI's taxonomy places the organism in Eukaryota, Fungi, Ascomycota, Eurotiomycetes, Eurotiales, Trichocomaceae. The coding region runs from base 1 to 846 and encodes 281 amino acids.
AUGGCAACAAACGCGUUCAAAACGUAUAGAAUCGCCACUAUACCAGGAGAUGGCAUCGGUCCACUCGAUUUUACCGAGCUCGAUUGGAGUACGGCACGAUAUAAAAAGACGGGAAAGUAUAUGCCAGACGAUGGGUUGAAUGUUCUGAAAACAUUUGAUGCUGGUAUAUUCGGUGCAGUUGGUGCGCCAGAGGCCCCUGACCUUAUCUCCCUAUGGAAUCUGCUCUUAGCCAUCCGUGGACCAAUGCAAUUAUACGCUAAUGUGAGACCCGUGAAAAACUCUCCAAAAUUACCUUCACUGCUUAGAGGGGUCGAGGACGGUGACAUUGACUGGUUACUCGUCCGCGAGAACAGCGAAGGAGAAUGUCGCGGUCAAGGCGGACGGACUCAUCGCGGAACACCAUGGGAGGCAGCAACUGAACGUAUUAUGCGUUUUGCUUUUGAUACUGCCCGCAGCCACCCUCGCAAACUACUUACUGUGGUUACAAAGAGUAAUGCCAUGCUCAACGGCAUGGUACUCUGGGAUGAAGUUGCUGCUGAAGUAGCUCGGGAAUAUCCGGACGUCAAAUGGGACAAAAUGCUAGUUGAUGCUAUGACAGUCCGGAUGGCUGCUAAUCCUGAGUCUUUGGAUACAAUCGUGGGCACAAAUCUACAUAUUGACAUCCUGUCUGACCUUGCUGCUGCACUAGCUGGUUCUAUUGGCAUUGCUGCUUCUAGCAAUCUCGACCCUACGCGUAAAAACCCAUCACUAUUCGAGCCGGUUCAUGGUAGUGCCUUUGAUAUUACUGGGAAGGGGAUUGCCAACCCUGUGGCUACCUUAUGGUCCGCCUCAAAGAUGCUGGAUUAG